Linum tenue is the source of this 1526-nucleotide messenger RNA. The record is from the annotation of a GenBank genome assembly. NCBI's taxonomy places the organism in Eukaryota, Viridiplantae, Streptophyta, Magnoliopsida, Malpighiales, Linaceae.
GCUCAGGUUUUGAAUAACGGCCAGUUCUCAAUUCAGCUUUGCCAGUUCACUGCAAGCGUAGUUAUCGAAGCCAACGGCUGCGAUUGGUGGCCAAUACGCCGUUCGGAGACUGAGAUAGUUACGCCCUCUGGUCCGGCGACGAGAGUGACGGACGUCGGAACUCUCAGGCCUGACUCUGGUUUGACUUGCCGGAAAGCUGCUUCAAAGGUUGGAAUUUCUCGCGUCUUAAUUGGCGUGAAUCACGAGGCUGAUUGUAUUCGGCGGCAGCUUAGAACGAUGAGUAGCUUAGGAGUUUGUAACUUCAAAGGCUUCAAGUUUGACGUGGUUGGACAAAGGGAUGGCAAUUUCAGCCGGAAAACUUGCAUUAACAAAUGGGUCAGAAUGAGGCCUCUACAGUAUGCCCCUCUACCUAUCUCAUCCAAACCAAAGAAGGGGUUGAGAAUAAGCAACAAAUUGUCUAUUGAAACAGAUUCUGGUUUAAAUGCAGUAGAUGGCUCUGAAGAAUCAAAGUCAUUAAUUAAGAGAAGCUACCAAAUUCCCAAUUUAUCUGAGAUUAAAUCUCUGGUCUCUGAAAUUUGUGACACAAAUUCGAUUGCAGAAGUUGAGUUAAAACUUGGCACACUUCAUCUGCAUGUGACCAGAGACUUGACUGAGAAGGCUGAACCUUCUGUUCCUCAAACAACUGUAGCUUCACCUGCUGCUGUCAAUGUUGGUGCAACUAUUGAGGCAGGUAGUUCUAAUGGAUCUGUUCCCAGUACAGCACUAGUUGUCUCCAAAGAAGCCUCCCCAUCUCCAGAAGGAAUUAAGCCAUUUCUGGAUAGAGCUGCUGACGAAGGCAUAGUGAUUCUACCGUCCCCAAGGGUGGGUGUGUUCCAAAGAUCUCGAACUAUAAAGGGAAAACGCACUCCUCCUGCAUGUAAAGAGAAGCAAAUCGUGAAGGAGGGACAAGUGCUUUGCUACGUACAGCAACUAGGGGGUGAAGUUCCAGUUGAGUCUGAUGUGUCCGGAGAGGUAAUCAGAAUACUGCGGAAGGAAGGAGAAGCUGUUGGAUAUGGCGAUCCACUGAUAGCGAUUCUUCCGUCAUUUCCUGGGAUCAAGAAACUUCAGUAGAGUAAUGUGUUGAACUGUUCCAAUACGAUUCAUUUUUUUAUUGAAGCCUUGAAUUGGCCAGUUCGGUUUUGUCAGCUCCAUGAUACCACAAUGGUGGUGGUUUGAAGGCAUAGAAUUUUCACUUUGUUUUUGGUUCGGACUUCGGAGACUCUGAAACGAAACUGAUGGCACAGUUAGUUGUGUACAUUCUCUCUGGCAACCUAUUGGUUGUACAUUGCCUUUCUUGUUAUUAUACUUGUGCAUAUUUGCUACAUUUCCUUUAUAGUUUGAUCUGUUGGAUAUUUUCCGCCUUCCAGCGAUUUUGAAGCUAUAUUGUUGGGGUUUGCAGCAAAUUUAGCUAAAUCACCUUGUUAGCUACAAUUUGAGUAUAACCCGGUAGGCUUUACGAUGUUUUACUGACGUAUUUCUGUUUCAUG